Penicillium concentricum is the source of this 999-nucleotide messenger RNA. RefSeq lists its product as uncharacterized. Bases 1 to 999 code for a protein of 332 amino acids. Lineage: Eukaryota; Fungi; Ascomycota; Eurotiomycetes; Eurotiales; Aspergillaceae. The record is from RefSeq and is a predicted model, not a curated record. The transcript is spliced from 2 exons.
AUGGCGCCCGAAAUUUUUACCAGAUUGUUCAAAACGAAGCGCAAGAAUGACCCGUACUCCAGACCCAAAUGUGGUUCACCAAAUGCAAUCGGAAUCUCUGAUUCCACCUGCGAAGUUAACGGCGACCCCUUUAAUGGAUGGAAACUACCAGUCCCACCACCAGAACAACGCGUUCUCAAACUCGGCACCCGACAAAGCAACCGUCAACAAGCAAGUCACUUCUUCCAGCUCCCAAUAGAAGUCAGGACACUGAUCUAUAUCGAGCUAAUGGGUAAUCGGCGCGUACAUAUCGAGCAUGCGUGGAUGUUGCCGUCGCCAUUUCGUCCUAGACCAAAGCGGGACAGGGAGCGCUGGGAAUGGUGGCAUGGUGUUUGCCAGAAGAGUGCAUCUUAUGUUGAUGACCGGUGUUGGAACCGUAGGAAUGAGACGUUAGCGAACAAGUCCGAGGGAUUGAAGAGUCCUCCGGCCGGGACGAAACUUGGGGGCGUAGAAUGGUUAAGGUGUUGUCAGAUCGGCUAUGAAGAGGCAUUAACAGUCCUAUACGGGACAAAUGUCUUUGUUCUACGGACCGGGUUAGACACUCCGUUUAUCAUGUCCAGGCUUUUAUCGCCUGCCUGCUCCUCUCUCAUCACGUCUAUGGAAGUCUCUUUUGAUAACUGGUACAAAUUAGACGAAACACCACAGGCCGCAGUUUGGGAAACGGCCUACCCGGCCUUCUUUGAUCUAUUUGAGCAUUGCUUCUGCAAAGUUCACAAGUUGCGCUUGACGAUGCAUAUGCCGGCCUGGGAGAAAGUGAGAGGGACCAUAAACGAUGACAAGAUAGACGCGAUUCUUUUGCCGUGGGAGAGACUUGCACAGAGUCGCAACUGGAUUGGUUUAAAGCUCUGUGUACCGUCUGAUUGGCUCCCUUGCUUAGCAGGCAGGGCGGAGAAGCAGACCAGGUGGAAGUUGGCGAUGACUGACUGGUACGAGCGUGCGCCUGCUGUCGAGUAUUUAUAA